UCGUCACUAACGUCAUCAGUUUUGAAAAAUUUCACUUCAAAAUCUAAGGAAAUAUUUAAAAUUUGCCAAAAAAAAAAAGGAAAAAUGUCCCAAGCUCCUGUAAAUGUCUCACCUUUAAUAAAAUUGGCCCGGUGGUCCAUGCUAAUAGCCGGCAUUGGAUAUGGCGCAAUGAGGCAAAGAAAUCUUUCAGAAAUCGAAGCCGAAAAUCGUAAGGAAGAAGCUAAGCAGAAGGCAGUGCGAGAGGCCCGCUUGAUGGAGGAAAAGAAACGAGUUCACGAUGAUGAAGUUAAGGCGCUGAAUCUAUUAUCAAGACCCGGCAGGGGGGAGGAACAUUAAAUGUAGUGUUUUAUAUUUACAGAAAACUAAUUUAUUAAAUCUUCAUUUAAUGCGA
Molecule: messenger RNA, 391 nt
Organism: Musca domestica (house fly)
Lineage: Eukaryota; Metazoa; Arthropoda; Insecta; Diptera; Muscidae
Gene: ATPsynE
Product: ATP synthase subunit e, mitochondrial
Exons: 1
Coding region: 85-336 (83 amino acids)
Biological process (GO): proton motive force-driven ATP synthesis
Molecular function (GO): proton transmembrane transporter activity
Source: RefSeq, a predicted model, not a curated record